Molecule: messenger RNA, 507 nt
Organism: Meloidogyne enterolobii
Lineage: Eukaryota; Metazoa; Nematoda; Chromadorea; Rhabditida; Meloidogynidae
Source: the annotation of a GenBank genome assembly
AUGAAUCACGUUUAUUAUUCUGUCUACUACACGUACAUGUAUACGGUAUUUAUGGCUGUAGGUCCUUUAGUUUUACUUAUUGUGCUUAAUUUUGGUAUUGUUAUGAAUGCGCUCAAAAGGCCUAGGGAGCCUGAUUCAGAUAUUAUAAGCCUUGUAUUAGUUGUUUGCCUAUUUAUUUUUUGCAACUUUACAGCUUUAUUAGUUAAUUUUCUUGAAUUAACUUUUGCUGAUCAAUUAAAACAUUUAAUUGUUUAUUUGGUUGAUUUAAGCAAUUUAUUAGUUGUAAUUAAUUGUACAGCUAAUUUCUUUGUUUAUUUAAUUUUUGGCCAAAGUUUUCGAAAAACUUUAAUUAAAAUAAUUCAAAAUCCAAAUAAAUCAACAUUAAAUAAUAGAGGAGGAAAUACAACAAAAUUAUUAUUAAAAGAAGAAAAUAAAGAAAGAAAAAAGAAAUUAAUUUUAUUUAGUAAAGAUUAUGAAUUAUCUAUAGAAGGGAGUGAUGAUGUUUAA